Molecule: messenger RNA, 140 nt
Organism: Dentiscutata erythropus
Lineage: Eukaryota; Fungi; Glomeromycota; Glomeromycetes; Diversisporales; Gigasporaceae
Source: the annotation of a GenBank genome assembly
CUUCCAAACCAAAUUCGUAUCCCGACCAAAUUUGCUUCCCAACCAAACAGAAUUCGUAUCCCGAUCAAAUUCGUAUCCCAACCAAAUUCGCUUCUCAACCAAAUUCAUAUCCCAAUCAAAUUCGCUUCUCAACCAAAUUC